AUGGGGAAGUUUUUCGGCCUUCGCGGCCACUGGCUCAAUUAUGCCAUAGGUAUCAUCGCAGGAUGCGAUUUCCUGCUUUUUGGAUACGAUCAGGGUGUAAUGGGUGGCAUCCUCACCAUGCCUCAGUUUCUUGCAGACUUCCCCGACAUAAACCCAAACGGCGCCCCAAAGAAUUCUCCUGAAGCAGCAAGGCGAUCCUCUAACCAAGGAAUCUCCGUCGCUGCGUAUAACUUGGGAUGCUUUUUCGGCGCUGUCACCACCAUUUUCAUAUCCAACCCUCUCGGCCGGAGGCGCAUGAUCAUGCUCGGUACCUCCAUCAUGGUCGUCGGUGCCAUCUUACAGGCUAGUGCUACGACCCUCCCGCACUUCAUUAUCGGCCGUAUCAUCACUGGUUUCGGAAACGGAGGUAACACCUCAACUAUUCCCACCUGGCAAUCCGAGACCUCGCGCUCCCACAAACGAGGCAAGCUAGUCAUGAUAGAAGGUGCUCUAAUCACUUGCGGUAUCAUGGUCAGUUACUGGAUAGAUCUUGGCUUCAGUUUCAUUGAAAACAGCAGCGUCGCCUGGAGAUUCCCUCUAGCCUUCCAGAUAUUAUUCUGCUUGUUCAUUCUAUCCUUUGUUUGGAACUUGCCGGAGUCGCCAAGAUGGUUGAUCCUCAAGGACCGCGAGGAAGAGGCACUGGAAGUCCUCGCGGCACUAUCCGAUGCUCCUCCCGAUGCCCUGGAGGUAAAGAAUGAGUUUAUAGCUAUUAAGGAGACCGUCAUCGAAAUGAACAAAGGCACUUUCCGCGACCUAUUCACCAUGGAUAAAGACCGGAACUUCCACCGAACUCUGCUUGCUUUUGUCAACCAAAUGUACCAGCAAAUCUCCGGUAUCAACCUUAUCACCUACUAUGCCCCUGUGAUCUACAGUGGUUUAGGCAUGAGCGAUUUCAUGGCCCGGCUCCUUGCGGCUAUCAACGGGACGGAGUAUUUCCUCGCUUCAUGGCCAGCUGUGUUCAUCGUUGAGCGUGUCGGCCGCCGAAACCUUAUGCUUUUCGGAGCUGCUGGACAGUCCAUGAGUAUGGCGGUCUUGGCGGGUGUUAAUUCUGCACCAGACAACAAGAGCGCGCAAGCCUGCGCUGUCGCAUUCCUGUUUGUUUUCAAUACCUUUUUCGCCAUUGGUUGGUUAGGAAUGACUUGGUUGUAUCCUGCCGAGAUCACGACUCUCAGAACCCGUGCGCCGGCAAACGCGCUGUCGACGUCAUCAAACUGGAUCUUCAACUUCCUAGUGGUGAUGAUCACGCCAGUCGCUUUCAACAGCAUCGGGUACCAGACGUACAUCAUCUUCGCAGUUAUCAACGCGUUCAUCGUGCCGACGGUGUACUUCUUCUUCCCCGAGACGGCGUACCGCUCCCUCGAGGAGAUGGACUCCAUAUUCCACAAGGUGCACGGCGGGAAGGGCUACUUCACCGUCGUCCACGUCGCCGCGAAAGAGCCCCGCCGCUACGGAAAGAACGGCGAGCUUCUCAUCGCGUACGAGGAGACUGAGGAGCACAAGGCUCGCGUCGGCCCGCGCCACGAGCACCACGAGAAUGGCAGCGGGUCCGCGUCGAUCAACGACACAGAGAAGGCCCAGGGAGGCAUGUUCAUCGAGAACAACGGGGCUCAGUAG
Molecule: messenger RNA, 1653 nt
Organism: Annulohypoxylon truncatum
Lineage: Eukaryota; Fungi; Ascomycota; Sordariomycetes; Xylariales; Hypoxylaceae
Product: general substrate transporter
Exons: 4
Coding region: 1-1653 (550 amino acids)
Biological process (GO): carbohydrate transport; transmembrane transport
Cellular component (GO): membrane
Molecular function (GO): carbohydrate:proton symporter activity
Source: RefSeq, a predicted model, not a curated record